Aplosporella prunicola CBS 121167 is the source of this 1683-nucleotide messenger RNA. RefSeq lists its product as uncharacterized. Gene Ontology annotation, cellular component: Ino80 complex. The transcript is spliced from 2 exons. The record is from RefSeq and is a predicted model, not a curated record. NCBI's taxonomy places the organism in Eukaryota, Fungi, Ascomycota, Dothideomycetes, Botryosphaeriales, Aplosporellaceae. Bases 192 to 1421 code for a protein of 409 amino acids. Gene Ontology annotation, biological process: chromatin remodeling.
AUGGCUCGGCCCGCCAAACGCCAACGGAGGCUGAGCAGCGACGACGACCAUUGGGCCAGGUGCGUGUGCGACUGCGCUUAGCGAUCCAUUCUCCAUCCAUUCCACUGUCGCCCGUACAACCUCCCACCCUCCCCUCCCCCCUCUCCUCUCUUCUCUCUGCUCUCUCUCUCCCCACACUCUUUCCCGCUGCCAUGGCCGCCCGCCGCCUGCGCUCCCGCGCCGCAAUCAACGCUGACCGCGCGCCCACCUCCAGCUCCACGCGCCCGCGUCGCGCCGCCGCAGCCCCCACCUCCGCCACCAUCGAGCGCACCUCGCCCGAAGAAACGCGCCAGUCGAUCCACCUGACCGUCAAAGCUGCCCCGAGCAAGCUGCGCGAGGCCACUAGCCGCCGCCAUGCCGUCCACCGCCAGGCCCGCGGCAAGAAGGCCAUAGUCGACGAGACGAGCGAGGAUGACGAAGAGGACGAAGAGGACGACGACGAUGAGGCCGACUACGACGAGGAGGAUGCAGAGGGCGACGACGACGAUGAGAUCAUUGUAGGCAGGAGGGCACCGCCUCCCGAUGAUGAGGAUGCCGAGGGCGACGACGAUGUAGACAUGGAUGACGCGCUGCCUGCACCACCCCCGCCGGCCGUCAAGUCGCGCGGGAACGCCAAGGCCAGCGCCAAAGCCGCGGAGAAGGAAGUGCCGAGCGUGGAAGCCAAAGAAAUGGCCAUUGCCGAUGACGCGAGCGAGGAUGAGGAGCUCUCGGAGCUGGAGUCACAACCGUCCUCGUCAUCGGACGAGGAGGACUUGGGCGGCGAUGACGAUGUGGACGCCGACGACAUGGAUGACGAGGAGGAGGAAGAGGAGCUCGACAGUGCUGGCGACGACGACACCCCCAUGACUGGCAGCCCCGGUGGCACGCCUGACCUCAGCAAGCUGACGCGCCGGCAGCGUGCCGCGUUCGAGACGUACGAGGGCGAGCUGAUCUCGCUGUCGAACGAGGCACAGAAGAAGAAGCACCUCACAGCCGAAGAGCACGCCAUGCGCCGGGCAGAAAUGGCUCGGCGGCGAAAGAACCUGAGCGAGAAGCGCAACGAAGAGGAAAAGCGCCUCCAGAUGGACACGAUAAACCGGCUCCUCAAAAAGCAAGCCCCCAAGCGCCGCGGCCGCAAAGAAGUCGACGCCGAUGCCGCCGCCGACGAGCCCGCCGCUGCCUCCGCCUCCGCGUUCGCGACCGACAACCCCGACGCCGAACCCGACCCCGAUGCGCCUCGCGCCUCGCCCCUGUUCGUGCGCUACGUCCAGACGGCGCGUGGCUCCCGUGCCGCUGCGCCUGUCGAGUGGCUUGCUGGGCCUGCGGGGCGGGUGUUUGAGGGUCGCGGCGUUAGGGGGAAGGCGGGCUUGGGGAAUGGGGCUAUGGUGCAGGAGGUUGCGUAGAGAUUGACACGGGGUGUUAAUGGGAUAAAAUGGGAGGAGAGAAUUGGUUGAGGAGGCUGGGUUGGUUGGUCAUUUGGUCUUAUUCUGGUACGGCUUUUUUUUUUUUUUUGGGUGUGGGUUUGGGCUUGGUUCGAGGGCUUAUUAAAGGCUUGGUGAGAGUGCUGCGGUACUCGCUCGCUCGCUCCUCCUUCCCGUUGCCUGCAUAGAGAGGCGCAUUCUUCGGGGUACGGUAUGUAGAUUGAUUAGAUGAAUACUUCCUCCC